Molecule: messenger RNA, 6757 nt
Organism: Melanotaenia boesemani (Boeseman's rainbowfish)
Lineage: Eukaryota; Metazoa; Chordata; Actinopteri; Atheriniformes; Melanotaeniidae
Gene: hecw2b
Product: HECT, C2 and WW domain containing E3 ubiquitin protein ligase 2b
Exons: 31
Coding region: 1110-5642 (1510 amino acids)
Biological process (GO): regulation of dendrite morphogenesis
Molecular function (GO): protein binding; ubiquitin-protein transferase activity
Source: RefSeq, a predicted model, not a curated record
AUAUCUGCAUGGACAGAAAGGACUAUCAUAACAAGGCCUAGCCUGUUGGAGUUCUUCACCGGUAUUUCUAGAUAAAAUGAACAGUUAUGACUGGAACUGACCCCAGCCCGGCGGCAGCGGCAGCAGAACCGGAAUGAAAACGGGAUGCGGAUGCGAAGACAUAUAAAAUAUGAAAACGUCUUCCUUUUUUCUUUUCUUUUAACCAGGCUUCUUAACAUUACGGCGGAGUAAAGAACGUAGGAGAGAGGAAAAGGUCGCAGAAUGGUGUAAAAGUCCUGCGUUGAGCGCAGGUUGGACCAGAGGUAGCGGGGCUGUGGCUGGGCUGUGGCCGGGCUGUGGAGCCGCACAUCUCGCUUGGAAGCCGAGGAGCGGUCGAUGUUGCCCGGGCCCGGAGGAGAUCCGCCAUUUAUGAAUUUAUGACUGAUGAUUGAGCGACUUAUUCUUGGCUUCUUGGCAUGUUGAAGGUUUUGUAAGCCACGUCUGAAUCCUACCGAAGGGCGUCAACCUACCUUCACUUCUUUCCUCCUUGUAGUUCGUCAUAAAACUGCCCAGGCAUCACCCCCACCUCCCUGGACAGAUGAUUGGAAGGAUUCUGGAUCCCUUCUCUUCCUUUCCUCAUUUUAUUCCAUUGCCCACCUCCAUCUCCCUCUCUCUUCAUAACAUACAUGGAUAAAUUACAACUCUAGUGCCCUUAAACAAACAUGGUUUGGUUAAUUCUUGUGCUUUGUGACAAUGGACGUGUGAUACAGUGAUAAGAGAGGGAAAUCUGUAUUGACAUGUACAGUGGAAGCUUGCUAUGAAUGACAGAAGAGGUGGCUAGGGGAACCUGGGUCUUAUGCUUUGGCCGAAAGAAUGCCACCAGUACCAAAGAAUUGCCAAGGAAAUCAUAAUCCAUAUUUUAAACACUUUAGCCUAGAGAUUAGUUGCUUCAUACAUCGUAGUAUCUGUACCACUACACCCCUGUUCUCUCUCUUAAUUCUCUUUAUCUUGACCUUUCAGUCGUGAUGUCUUUCUAACCCCUCUCAUCUUGUUUUGGCCCAUUCAUCCACUUUCAUUCAUCUAAAUCCCCACCACCAGCAGCUCUUUUCACCUCCACCUUUGAAUUAGCCAUGGCAGCAGCUGCUACUGCCCCAUCUUCUUCCUCAUCCCCAUCAUUGUCAUCACCUCCCAAUGGUAGUGCCCGGGAGCACCUGCUGGCCGAGCACCGCCACACCCCACACGCACGGCCACACACGAUUGGGCCUGACAACCUCAGCAGCCUGUCGGUGCAGGGCGCAGGCUCCACCUGCGCCUCCACAUCCUCCCCUCCAUCCUCUCAUUCGCCAUCAGGGACCCAGGCUGAAGCAGCAGGAGUGGGGCUUCAGAGGGCCAAUAGUGACACGGACCUGGUAACCUCUGAAAGCCGCUCAUCACUUACAGCGUCUACAUACCAGCUGACUCUGGGCCACAGCCACCUGGUGAUUUCAUGGGACAUAAAGGAGGAAGUGGAUGCCACUGACUGGAUCGGCCUGUACCACAUUGAUGAAACAUCUGUUGCUAAUGUAUGGGACUCUAAGAACCGUGGAGUAAAUGGCACCCAGAAAGGACAGAUUGUGUGGAGAUUGGAGCCAGAGCCCUACUUCAUGGAGCCAGAGACAAAGAUCUGUUUUAAGUACUAUCACGGUGUAAGUGGAGCAUUACGAGCAACAACUCCUUGCAUUACCGUCAAGAACCCCGGAGUACUGCAAAGAAGUGAAGGCCAAGUGGAGGACCAUUCAGGGAACGAGCACGGUCGGAAACUAGUCAGCUUCACGCUAUCAGACAUCCGGGCAGUGGGUUUGAAGAAGGGAAUGUUCUUCAACCCUGACCCCUACCUGAAGAUGUCCAUUCACCCUGGGAAAAGAAGCUGCCUUCCCAAAUCCACUCACCAUGGCCAGGAGAGACGCUCUUCCAUCAUCGCCAACACCAUCAACCCUGUGUGGCACGGGGAGAAAUACACCUUUGUGGCUCUGAUGUCUGACAUAUUGGAGAUCGAGGUGAAGGAUAAGUUUGCCAAGAGCCGGCCAAUCAUCAAGCGCUUUCUGGGUCAGCUGAUCAUCCCCGUACAGAGGCUUCUGGAGGGGCCGACGUCCCUCAAUCACCUCGUCAGCUACAACCUGUGUCGCCGCCUCCCUACGGACCAUGUAAGUGGGCAGCUUCAGUUCAGAGUGGACAUCACUUCCACUGGACAAGAAGAAGCGUCUCCAGAAGCUGUUGGGACCAUCCUGGAUGGCGCUGACCCCGGCAGUCCAUCUGAUGACGAAGAUCUCCCUCACCCCUCCUCAUCUUCACACGUCACAUAUGGACCUUCUCCCACUGGUUCUGAUGAGGGCUCUGUGUUAGUAAAUGGUGUUUGUUACUAUAGCAACGGCAGCACGUGGCAUGCGCUGGGCCCAAUGGGAGGUGAUAACAUGUGUCCUGUGGCUAUGGGCGGCCGCACACACCGGCAGGUGUCGCUCAACGACUACCUGGAUGCCAUCGAAGCUCCCUCAGGGGACCAACCUUUGGCCGGGUCUUUACCAAAACUCCGCUCCAGUUUUCCAACUGACACACGGCUCAACGCAAUGUUGCACAUAGACUCGGAUGAGGAUGAAGACACAGCGGGGCAUCACAGGGACCAGUCUCAUGACAUGAAGACAGGCGAGACCACCGACUCAUCGAGGGGAUCAGCUGGACUUGAGCUUCAGCGGGACAAACCAGAAGGACAGACUGGAGCCAGAGGAGAGGCAGAAUUUUCUGGUGCUGAGUCUGCAAACGUGGAUGAAGGUGGAAAUGUAAGCUCAUCACAGAGAAGAGCAUCAGUAGAGGCAUUGGCUGAGCCUGCAGCUUCCAGCUCGUGUCAAGCUUUGGGAGCUGAGGCUGCUGCAGUGGUCCAACCAGCAGAGUCGGCAUCGGGAUGUGCCUGUCAGGACCAGAUCAGCAGAAAUGGGGCCUGUAGUGCCUCACUUGGCCCCCUUUCACCUAUUCAAGAGGUGGAGGGAGGAAAAGAACUGGCUCCAAAAGCAGAGGAGGAAGGGGCCGAGUCCUCAAGCAGUGAGGCGAACGGGCCGGUUGGAGCAUCUGCUGAUGGAGGAGGACGAAGGAAUUCUAAAGCUGGUGCGAGAGCUGAGGAGUCGGAGGAUAAACCAGUGGAGUUGUGGAGGAGGCAGUCCCUGGAAGCUUCCGGGGGUCUGGUACAGAACCAGGAAGCAUCUGAGGUCAGAGGCAGUGAGAGGAGGACAGUUGCCACGGCUCAGGUCAACGGCCAUCAGUCUGUUCGCUCCCUGCCGUCAGUCCGUCAAGACAUCAGUCGCUAUCAGAGGGUGGAUGAGCCGCUGCCACCGAACUGGGAGGCCCGUAUCGACAGUCAUGGUCGCAUCUUUUAUGUGGACCAUGUGAACAGAACGACAACAUGGCAACAGCCCACUGCUCCCCCCGCCCCACAGACUCUCCAGAGGUCCAGCUCCAUACAACAGAUGGAGCAGCUGAACCGCAGGUAUCAGAGUAUACGCAGGACCAUAAAUGACAGCAGACUGGAGGAGCAGCCAGCCAAUGAGCUGCCGGGUGACGAGACUGAUGCACACCCCUCCACACCAGAGCUACGUAGGGACAACAGCCCGGCUCAGUCCAGCUCCAGAUCUCGCAUCUCCCUGCUGCUUCAGUCCCCCAGCGCCAAGUUCCUCACCAGCCCUGACUUCUUCACUGUGCUGCAUUCCAACCCUAGUGCCUAUCAUAUGUUUACCACCAACACAUGUCUGAAACAUAUGAUCAGUAAGGUUCGUCGAGAUGCUCAUCACUUUGAUCGCUACCAGCACAACAGAGACCUGGUGGCUUUCCUCAACAUGUUCGCCAACAAACAGCUGGAACUGCCCAGAGGCUGGGAGAUGAAGCAUGACCAAACUGGCAAGCCUUUCUUUGUAGAUCAUAACUGCCGUGCUACUACCUUCAUCGACCCCCGGCUGCCUCUCCAGAGUUCCCGGCCCCCAAGCCUCCUGGCUCAUCAUCAACACCUCACCCGUCAACGCAGCCACAGCGCUGGGGAAGUCAGCCCACGGCGACUGUUGGGUGAAGAUCCUCGCCAUGCUGGCCCACCUGUCCUGCCAAGACCAUCAAACACCUUCACUUCAGCGAACAGGGGGCAAAGCCAGGAAGUUGUGCCAGUGGCUUACAAUGACAAGAUCGUGGCAUUUCUUCGACAACCAAACAUCUAUGAAAUUCUGCAGGAGAGACAGCCUGACUUCAGUCGGAACCGUACGCUCAGGGAGAAGGUACAGCUGAUACGCACAGAUGGAGUGUCAGGACUGACCCGGUUGUCAGGAGACGCCGACCUUGUCAUGCUUCUAAGCCUGUUUGAAGAUGAAGUCAUGUCUUAUGUGCCUCCUCAUGCCUUACUUCAUCCCAGCUACUGUCAGUCACCUCGGGGGUCGCCGGUUUCUUCCCCACAGAGUUCACCUGGUACUCAGAGAGCUAAUGCUAGAGCCCCUGCCCCCUACAAGAGAGACUUUGAGGCCAAACUACGCAACUUCUACAGGAAACUGGAAACAAAAGGCUAUGGCCAAGGACCAGGGAAGCUGAAACUCAGCAUCCGUCGUUAUCACCUCCUGGAAGAUGCCUUCAACCAGAUUAUGUGCUACUCCCGCAAAGACCUUCAACGCAGCAAGUUCUACGUCAGCUUUGUCGGGGAGGAGGGGUUGGACUACAGCGGGCCAUCCAGAGAGUUCUUCUUCUUAGUUUCCAGGGAACUCUUCAACCCUUAUUAUGGUCUGUUUGAAUAUUCUGCCAACGACACCUACACCGUUCAGAUCAGCCCCAUGUCUGCCUUUGUAGAUAAUCACCACGACUGGUUCCGGUUUAGUGGUCGCAUUCUUGGUCUAGCUCUGAUCCACCAGUACCUCCUUGAUGCUUUCUUCACCAGACCUUUCUAUAAAGGCCUGCUGCGCAUCCCCUGUGAUCUCAGUGACCUGGAGUAUCUGGACGAGGAGUUCCACCAGUCUCUCCAGUGGAUGAAGGACAAUGAUAUAGAAGACAUGCUUGACCUCACCUUCACGGUCAAUGAAGAAGUUUUCGGACAGAUAACAGAAAGAGAGCUGAAGCCAGGUGGAGCUAACAUCCCCGUCUCCGAGAAGAACAAGAAGGAAUACAUUGAGCGGAUGGUGAAGUGGAGAAUAGAGAGAGGAGUGGUUCAGCAGACUGAGAGCCUGGUCAGAGGCUUCUAUGAGGUGGUGGACGCUCGGUUGGUUUCGGUGUUCGAUGCCCGGGAGCUGGAGCUGGUUAUUGCUGGCACUGCUGAAAUCGACCUAUCAGACUGGAGGAACAACACAGAAUAUAGAGGAGGUUACCACGACAACCACAUUGUGAUCCGUUGGUUCUGGGCAGCAGUGGAGAGGUUCAACAAUGAACAGAGAUUGCGCCUCCUGCAGUUUGUAACCGGGACAUCCAGCAUCCCGUAUGAGGGCUUUGCUUCUCUGCGUGGCAGCAACGGACCUCGAAGAUUCUGUGUGGAAAAGUGGGGGAAGGUGACAUCACUGCCCAGAGCUCAUACCUGCUUCAAUCGGCUGGAUCUGCCUCCGUACCAGUCUUUCUCCAUGCUGUAUGAGAAGAUGCUGACUGCCGUGGAGGAGACCAGCACGUUUGGUCUAGAAUGAGAUUAUUUUCAGUUCUGCUUUUGCAUCUUUGAAGGACUUGUGUUACUUGUGAAGAGAGAUGAUCACUUUAGAAAAUAGACUACUGGUAGGGAGUUUUUUUCUUUUUGGGGGGCACAGAUACACUAAGAGAGCCUUAAAUGUUCAACAACGCUUGUUCUGACUCACGCCGUUGUUAUGAUUGUUUGCUGUCAUGUUGGCCUCACAAAUGAAGGGAGACAACAAAAAACACAAGAGUUUAAAAAUCAGGAGUUAAACUUCAAUUUCUGAUUUGUUUUUUGUUUUUUUCUAUAUUUAAGGUGUGUAAACCAUCAAACUGACUGCUUUAAAUGUCUCCUGUAGAGAUGUAAAUGUUGUUUGCUGCACUUGAUUAUAUUUGAAACCUAUUUAACAACACACACUUUCACCUGUUUUACACAAAGCACCAUUAUGUCUUCUCUUCUACACAAAGGACUCGGACUAGAGCUUCCAAGAUCCGACCAAUCAGAGAGCUUUUUUCCACAUGAACACAGAGAAGCAACUUCUUCUGUUUCCUUUUUCUUGUUCGUUUUCUUUUCUUUCUCCUUUUUAUUUAUUCUUUGUAAGUUUUGAUGGAUCUUGGAAAUCCAGAGGGCUCAUCAGGAACACUUGUAGUAUUUAAUCCCCCGAAGCUCCACAUAGUACCUGCCCUCAUGUAGCUUUUACACGUCUUCACUUUUAUCAUUUUUGUGCAAUUUUUCUAGCUGACUUUGUCUAUCGCUGAUUUUGGAGUCCCCUGAGAAGCUUUUGUAUCGUCGUUAAAGUAUUUUCAUCUACAGGAUGUGAUUUUUCUAAUGAUGAUGAUGUUUUGUGGGGAAUGCUGUUUUUCUGUCAGAUCUGGAUCCAUUUGGUUUAAAAAAAAAAAAAGACGUUUUGCCACCUUUUGCUCCAGUUAAAAAUGUUUUCACAACUUGGAUGCAGUUUAUUGUAAACGAUAUUUACUGAAAAUGACUGAAGUCUGUUUCUGAUGUCUGUUUAAACUGUUUUAUGUUGAAAAAGAAAGAAAAGAGGUUCAACAAAAUCUGUGACGUAAUUGUAUGUUCAGUUCAAUUAAGCUUUAUUUAUACACCAACAAUUUACAAUAAAUUAAUCCAAAGGCA